GAUGAACAGAAACGCAUUUUGAAGUGUACAACAUUGACUGCAUGCGAAUACUCUAUAUUUAUCAGAAGUAUGGAGUCCGAAGAUUUUAAACCCUCAAAGCUGGGAACAAAGGAAUAGUGAGUGUGCUAGCCAAAUUCUACUUUGAUAACAAGUUCGAUCUGGACUACUCAAGCAGAAUAGCUGGUUGUGUAGCGUAGCCUAUACUGAAAAUAAUGCUGUGCUUGAAGAAAACAGAUGGAAAAAAAACAUUUAUCCAAUGUGGUGUCGCGUCCCGUUUUAUUCCAGCUGGGAUGAUGCAUAUGAAAGAGAGUUGCAGACGUUCAAAGACAUUGGAGACGUGGGUUUGGUGAAGAAAGCAUGACCCGUGUUCUUCGGUGGAUAGACAGGGAAAAUAUACCAGAAAAUGCGGCCAUUCUUGAUAUUGGCACAGGGAAUGGUAUCCUUUUAGUUGAAUUGGCAAAACAGGGAUUCACAAAUCUCACCGGAAUCGAUUAUUCCACAGCUUCAGUAGAACUUGCCAAGCGAGUACUGCAGACUCAAGAUAUCAAUAAUGUGACCAUUAAGGAGGUGGAUUUCUUAAGCUGCUCAGGGGAGCUGAGUGGUUUCGACCUAUGCAUCGAUAAAGGCACUUUUGAUGCCAUCAGUCUGAACCCACAGGACACAGAGGAGGGCAAAGCGGGCUACAUCCAGGCCCUGAGAGAAGCACUGAAGAACCAGGGGCUUUUCUCCAUCACUUCCUGUAACUGGACAAAGGAGCAGCUUCUACAAAUGUUCAGUGAAGGGUUUGAGUUUGUUCAGGAACUACCCACACCCAGCUACCAGUUUGGUGGUAGAACAGGCAACAAUGUGACAGCGGUCAUCUUCAAACGACUACACUGACGCAAACCUACAGAUACUUUUGUAGUAAAUUAAUUUUCCAUUGUUUCUUCGGUAGAGUCAUGAAUGUUUAUGAAAUAUUCUAAUAAUUGUCAAAAUAGUAGUAUUUUUUUUUUUUUUACAUUUUCCAGAAUUCUCCAUUGACUGUGUUUUUAUGAUGAGAUCCUUGAAUUCCUUAUUAUGCAAAUACAUUUCUCUGGACUUGCCAACACACAACUUAAAGGGUUUUAAAGAUCGAGUAUACUGCCA
Hypomesus transpacificus is the source of this 1125-nucleotide messenger RNA. RefSeq names its product EEF1A lysine methyltransferase 2 (gene eef1akmt2). Gene Ontology annotation, molecular function: protein-lysine N-methyltransferase activity. The transcript is spliced from 5 exons. Lineage: Eukaryota; Metazoa; Chordata; Actinopteri; Osmeriformes; Osmeridae. The coding region runs from base 358 to 879 and encodes 173 amino acids. Gene Ontology annotation, cellular component: cytoplasm. Gene Ontology annotation, biological process: peptidyl-lysine monomethylation; peptidyl-lysine dimethylation. The record is from RefSeq and is a predicted model, not a curated record.